CGAGCACCCAUCUUCAUGCAGCACAGAAAAUGAGGAGUUUUAGCAGCCUGUGUUUAGUGUUUUUAGCUAUAAUGGUUACCACAGCCGCUGCCCAGCAAUGUGGGCGGCAAGCUGGCGGCAAAACUUGUGCCAACAAUCUUUGUUGUAGCCAAUAUGGUUACUGUGGAUCAACUGAUGCAUAUUGUUCACCUGCCCAAAGUUGUCAAAGUAAUUGUAAGUCUAGUGGCAGCGGUGGUGGCGGCAGCAGUGGUGGUGGUGGUGAAAGUGCUUCUAAUGUGAGAGCUACUUACCAUUUCUACAACCCUCAGCAGAAUGGAUGGGAUUUGAUGGCUGUAAGUGCUUAUUGCUCAACAUGGGAUGCCAACAAACCAUUGGCAUGGCGCCAAAAAUAUGGAUGGACUGCUUUUUGUGGACCGGCUGGGCCUCGUGGACAAGCCUCUUGUGGCAAGUGCUUAAGGGUGACGAAUAGUGGAACAGGGGCACAAGCCACAGUGAGAAUCGUUGAUCAGUGCAGCAAUGGAGGAUUAGAUUUGGAUGCAGCCGUGUUUAAACAAUUAGACACAGAUGGAAGAGGAAAUGCACAGGGUCAUCUUAUUGUCAACUACCAGUUUGUGAAUUGUGGAGACUGAAAGCUUCAGUCUCCAUGGGUGGUGGGCCAGAAUGGUUGCAUGCUUAAAAAAUAAGUGCUUCUUGAAUAGCUAAAAUUGCUUACUUGUAUUUCUAUAGAUUCCAGGUAAAAUCAACUAAAUAAAUUGGUUCAAGUCAUACAUGGGAUGAAAUGGAUCUUUCUCUCUUUUUUCAAUCAAUCAUACUCUUGCAUGCAAUUGGCAAACAAAGACAGAAACAAGAUUUUGUCUCCAGAGAAAAUGGCUGAUGAUGAACAAACAGAUAAUUAAUGUUCUGGGCCUUUGGGAGAAAGCUGAGAAUGUCUUUUUUCUGUUUUGGACAAGAGAUUGUUUUAGCUAAUA
Pistacia vera is the source of this 968-nucleotide messenger RNA. Its product is annotated as pathogenesis-related protein PR-4-like. The record is from RefSeq and is a predicted model, not a curated record. Bases 30 to 629 code for a protein of 199 amino acids. Gene Ontology annotation, biological process: defense response to fungus; defense response to bacterium. Lineage: Eukaryota; Viridiplantae; Streptophyta; Magnoliopsida; Sapindales; Anacardiaceae. The transcript has 2 exons. Gene Ontology annotation, molecular function: RNA nuclease activity; chitin binding.